GUAGGAUCGCCCUCGGUACUCUGGCAGCUGUUAGACCGCUGCCCGAGUGCCUCCACAGGAACGUAAACACACUUUCUACCUGUCACAACAUUUACCUGAUUGUACCUGUGAUAUUGCACCCCUGUGCGACGAUUAAGUAAUCACAUGUGUGAGGCUUGUUUUAUUACUUGAGAAACAUAUGGAAAGUAGCAGCCCAAAGAUGAUCUCAACCAUGGAGCAAUUUGUACGUCAAGUUGAUUACAUCAAGUUUAAUGGGUUUCCAGGAGGUCUGUGCAGUGAUCUGGCAGAAAUCACGGGAGCUACAGAAAGCUUGACUGUAUGGAACACCAGACAGGACAAUGGAGAGACGGUGGAAGCCAUCCGUGAGGGCAAGCCUGGAGAUGAAUUAUUGAUCAAGGUUCCAUAUGCAGGAACACACCUCACUAUCCGCCUCCUCUUCUACCUCCAAGAGCCAUGGAUGCCUCCUGAUAUGUCCUUCAGUGAUAUUCAGUUUUCAUCAAGUAUCUCAGUCAAGGAUCUUGAGGAGCUGGUGCCAACACUUAAUAAUUGGAACUGUUCUGAGGAUGAUAUAAUUGCUCAACUGCUUCACCAGUUAUUACAACUAUACAAAAAGUACCAGCUGGAGAAGCUUGAAGAUGAUGAUGUUCUACAGUUUGAGUACCAGUCUCUCUUGAAGACUCUUCAAAUUGGGGAGGGUGAUAUUGAGAUUUCAGUGAGUGGUGCAGGACAUCGUGCUUCAUCCCUGUUGGUACGCCUGCCAUUGAGUUUACAGGACGUACCACCAGUUUUGAUUGAUGCUAACCCAGGCUCAGCAACUAGUCUUCUUCAAGUGACCUUUCAAGGUACUGAGGGAGUGUUUGUUCCGAGGCUGCAUCUAUCACCACGUGUUGAAUUGCUCAUUGGAGGUGCAAACUCUUUAGCACUUCCAAAUGUUCCUCCUGGUACUUGCCUAAUUGAUUAUGUAGAGAGGGUGUUAGAACUCCUGGAAGAAAAGGUGCGAAAAUCUGUGCUAUGUUUUGAAACGAGAAAACAGUUCGUUGCUCAGGUGUUGUGCCAGUUUGGAUGUGCUGUGGUGGAAUAUGAUGCUGAACGCUUUAACAAGGUCGUGCUUAUGUUUGAAGUGAAAGACUUCCAUUUUCUUACCUUCAUUACUCUUGGUUCAAGUUUUCCUCAGUUGCAGGCACCAAAGAUAGUCCUGCAGUCGCUGUAUCACAGUGGUCCACGGGAGCCAUACUCCAAGGAGCUCACCGAGGUCAAGUACAGUCCCCAGUGGAAUACAGAGGAGAUGGUGAGGAACAUAAAGGAUAUCAUCCUUGCAAAUGUCUCCACAUUCCAAUCCUCCUCUAUUAGGGCACCCUGAGCAAAUCCUUAAUUAUAAACUUGUAUAAUAUUAUUGUCUACUUGUAAUUAAUCUUGUAUUUUAAUGCUCCAGUAGGCCUAAAUUGUAACUAAUUUUUUAUAUUUCUAAUAAUAGAAAUAGGUAAAGUGAAAGUAAAUUUAAACAUGUCAUUUACUAAACCAAAUUAUGAUAGGAAAUUACUAGCUGUUUUUAAUUCAAGUGGAAUGUGUGUGUGUGUCAACAUUGCUAUGUACUUUCACACUACAACAUGUGAUUUUACUUGGAUCAUUUUGCUUUGCAAAAUCAAAGAAUUUUGUACUUUAAUUGAAAAAAGCAUACUUUUCCUAGUUUUUGUAAGUUAUGAUUUUAAGAACAGUGAUGCUCAUAAGGUCAGUACAAUGUAGUAUAUACAUUUUCAUACUAUAAUCAUUGUGUAAUCCUGUCAUUUUGUAUAUAGGCACAAUAUUUUUAUGACUAAGAAUUUGGCACUUUUUGUAGAAAACCUUAGAAACUCUCUGCAAUUUAUAGUGUAUUGCAAGAUUUUCAUAAAAUAGUAUAUGCCUAACAUUAGUGUAUUGUAAAUGUAUAACUGUAAAUGACCUAAUAAAUUUAUAUUAUUUUUCUA
Procambarus clarkii (red swamp crayfish) is the source of this 1964-nucleotide messenger RNA. RefSeq names its product BRISC and BRCA1-A complex member 2. The record is from RefSeq and is a predicted model, not a curated record. Lineage: Eukaryota; Metazoa; Arthropoda; Malacostraca; Decapoda; Cambaridae. Gene Ontology annotation, biological process: double-strand break repair. Gene Ontology annotation, cellular component: BRCA1-A complex; BRISC complex.